CGGCGGCCGAUGGGAGGGACUGAGGGCGCCCUGGCCGCCCGAUUGGUCGUCGGCCCCCCGCCCGGCUUCCCGAGCGGCCCCGGUGGGGUCAGGUCCCUGCGCGAACCGGGGCGCGCCGGGGCGGGGGGCGCGGAGCCCUCAGUCUGCGGCUUGCCUGCGCUGGUCACCCCAGGUUUGCGGGCCCUCUUAAUGACGUGCCCCGGGAGGAGUUGUCAAGGGUCCUGGCCGGCCCCGCGCGGGGCUGGCAGCCGACGAGGGACCAGUCAGAGGGACCAGUCAGCGAGGAGGCAGCCGCCGGCCCCCUAGGGCGCGGAUGUGUGUUCGCCACCGCCCGGGAUGGGGCACAUGGACCAGGCCGUUGGAGACCACAGUUUCCUACCCGCCGCGGCAGAGGCUGGCCCGGGAAGCCGAGAGCAGGCUGCGCGCCUGAAGAAACUACAGGAGCAAGAGAAACAGCAGAAAGUGGAGUUUCGUAAACGGAUGGAGAAAGAGGUGUCAGAUUUCAUCCAAGACAGUGGGCAGAUCAAGAAAAAGUUUCAGCCGAUGAACAAGAUAGAGAGGAGCAUCCUACACGAUGUUGUGGAAGUGGCCGGCCUAACGUCCUUCUCCUUCGGGGAAGAUGAUGAGUGUCGCUAUGUAAUGAUCUUCAAAAAGGAGUUUGCGCCAUCAGACGAGGAGCUGGACUCCUACCGCCGAGGUGAGGAGUGGGACCCCCAGAAGGCUGAGGAAAAACGGAAGCUGAAGGAGCUGGCCCAGCGGCAGGAGGAGGAGGUGGCACAGCAGGGUCCGGUGGUGGUGAGCCCUGCUAGUGACUACAAAGACAAGUACAGCCACCUCAUCGGCAAGGGGGCAGCCAAGGAUGCCGCCCACAUGUUGCAGGCCAACAAGACCUAUGGCUGUGUGCCCGUGGCCAACAAGAGGGAUACGCGCUCCAUCGAAGAGGCCAUGAACGAGAUCCGGGCCAAGAAGCGCCUGCGGCAGAGUGGGGAAGAGUUGCCACCCACAUCCUAGGCACCACGGCCCCCAGGGGCAGGGCGGGGGGUGGGGGGACUGGCUGCUGCUACUAGAACCCAUCCUGGAGCCCCAGCUCCACACCGCCCCGGACAGCCGUGUCUCUGGCUUGGGGGGUCCAGUGUGCGACGUGUCACUGCUGGAGCUUGGACGAGUGUGCGGCAUGUGUGAGUGCAAGUGUGUGAGUGUGCGAGUGUGCAGGUGGGUAUUUAACGUGUAUUAUUCUUUUUCCUUGGACUGUCUUCCCCAUGAAAGGGGGCUGGGAUGACUUCACAUUCAAUAAACACUGUUGGACCUGA
This is a messenger RNA of Canis lupus familiaris (dog), 1310 nucleotides long. RefSeq names its product sperm associated antigen 7 (gene SPAG7). The record is from RefSeq and is a predicted model, not a curated record. NCBI's taxonomy places the organism in Eukaryota, Metazoa, Chordata, Mammalia, Carnivora, Canidae. The transcript is spliced from 7 exons. The coding region runs from base 337 to 1011 and encodes 224 amino acids. Gene Ontology annotation, molecular function: nucleic acid binding.